Messenger RNA from Dromiciops gliroides (monito del monte), 2805 nucleotides. It is a transcript of the gene MIEF2, whose product is annotated as mitochondrial elongation factor 2. The transcript is spliced from 4 exons. Gene Ontology annotation, cellular component: mitochondrial outer membrane. The record is from RefSeq and is a predicted model, not a curated record. Lineage: Eukaryota; Metazoa; Chordata; Mammalia; Microbiotheria; Microbiotheriidae. Gene Ontology annotation, biological process: mitochondrion organization; positive regulation of mitochondrial fission. Bases 120 to 1508 code for a protein of 462 amino acids.
GGAGGUGGAGGUGGAGGUAAAGAAGGUGAGGAGGAGGAAGAGGAGGACGAGGGACUCACCGUGGGCCGGGCCUUCUCUCCCUAGGUGAUGCGGUGAAGCAGCAGUGCAGCAGGUGGAUCAUGGCAGAGUUCUCCCAGAAGAGGGGGAAGCACCGAGAUGACAACCCGCUAAGCAGUGCUGUGGACUUCCUCCUGGCCAAUGCCAGGCUGGUAUUAGGUGUGGGUGGUGCUGCUGUCCUGGGUAUCGCGACCCUGGCUGUGAAGCGGCUUAUUGACCGUGCUACCAGCCCACCCGACAAGGACGAUGUCAAAGCAGAGCAGAAGUCCAUUGAGGAAAGCUGGCAGGAGCUGAGUUUGCUCAAGGCCUCAACUAGACCCCAGCCAAAGCAAAGGCGAAAUGACCUCAGCCAGCCACAGCCCUCCUCAGCCCAGGCUCCUCAUGCCCCAGAACCAGAACCACCCAGAGAUCCCAUGGCCGUGGCUUCGUCCAAACUCAGCCCCAGUGCCCCGACACCAUUAUGCCUUACACUGCAGGAGAGACUCCUCAUGUACUAUCAGAACCAUGUGGUUGUCUCUGAAUCUGACAUCACCCUGGCCAAACAGCUGGCUGGUGACAUUGCCCAUGAGUUGCAGAAUUUCCUGCGCAGUAAAUUCCCAGAGCUGCCUUUCGGGGACCUAUCUCCAAAUAGCACCCUGCAUGAUGGGCUGGAGGCCGUGGCUGCCGACCGCACUUGCCUGCUAGUGCCACUGGUGCUAGAGCCCAACUUGUGGAACUUCAUUCCUGGAGAAGACACCAUUGCCAAUGAUCCUUCCUACUGGAUGAUUCGAAGGACUCAACUGGAAUACUUUCCCCGAGGGAGUAGCCCCUGGGACCGGUUCAUGGUAGGUGGCUACCUCUCCUCUAACAUCAUCCUUGAGGUGCUCCGGAAGGUCCUGGUAGGCUCUGUCAACUGGCCAGCCAUUGGCGGCAUGCUGGAUUGCCUCAUCCGCCCCGGAGUGGUCUCGGAGGAGCUCCUGUUGGAGGUUCAGCACGACCAGUUGGAGCUAAGUAUUGUCAUCUUUCCCACUGCAGAGAGUGAGGACAGGGCCCUACUGGCCAAGCCUCAGGAGGGACUGUUGGAAAACCUUUGGCAGCAGGACUUCUACAAAGCUGAGGUCUCCAAGCUGCAGGAGCUAGAUAGUGCAGAUUCUGGUGCUCGAUGCCUGUGUCUCCAGCUCCUGCAAGGGAUCUGCAGGCACCAUCCUUCACUGAACAGGCUGAGCGUAAGCCACUUGGCACAGGUCAUCCUCCACCUCAGCGAGUCACAGACAGACUGGGCCCAGGAUUCCUUAGCAGAUCGGUUCCUACAGGUGAUCGUGGAGCUGAUUGGCUACCUGGAGGAGGGGUCCCUCCCCUGCUAUUUUAAUCAGCACAUCAAUCUAUUUAGCAGAUUGCAGGAAGAGGAGAUAGAUGACAUGGGCUUUGCUCUGUAUAGUGCCGUGACAGCACCAGAGCUCUUGUUAUCAUAGGCAGAAAGGGUUAAUGAAAUGUGAUCUUGGAAGAUUUUUUUAAAUGCUUAGCUCCUUCAGCUCUGGAAGUCUAAGGGGACAACUAAAGAGUUCUCUUAUUUUCCAGCCAGCCCAAGGUGGACAUUUUGGAGAAAUAAAAAGCCGGUACAUUUCUUAAGCACACUGAGUUGGCAGCUGUCUUGGGCGUGGAUUGGAACAAACUUAGGGUUCUGUGCCUCCGAGUUCACUUAGAUGUUACCACAGCUCAGGAGCCUCACAAUGAGCAGUCAGCCAAAUCCAGUUGAUGGUGACUAGGCCGCCCACCUCUCUUCACUUGAUUCUUUUCCCUUGGGACAGCCCCAUUUUGGAAAGACAAAGCCCUGAGUCUUGGACAGAGACUGGACAACCUUUCUAUCUCUAUCUUAGGUGGCAGGCAAGAAGAUUCCCUUCCCCCAUAUUGUAAACCCAAAUCCAUACUUGGCCCCUGGGACCACAGGACAAGUGUCUCUGGGUUGGUUACAAAAUACAUUGUGUCACCAGCACUGAAAUGAUUAUAUGAAAAUCCUGAAGAGUGAUGGGAGGGGGAGGAAAUGAGACCUUUUUUUUUUACGAAAGAGAAAAUUAUUUGCACCAGUGACCCAAUUAUAAUGGUAGACUGAUGCUCCAAAUUUUCUAGGGACAGAGUAAAGACAAGAGUACGGUUUGCCUAAGGGGUGAGGAAUUCAAAAUGGCUAGUAUUCUAAGCCUCUCUGAAGGAAGCAAACAUUUUACUCUUUGGCCAUCUUAUGCCAAGUGCAGUUUUUUGUUUUUUGUUUUUUAAUUGUAUAAGAGGCUCUAGCCAACUUUUACCUUCAAGCCAUUCAGCCUGGCUGUGGUAGGCAGCCAGAUUCUCUUGCAUGCUUUGGUCUAAUAGAGAUCUCAUCUUCCUUCAGAUAGAGCUUUCUCCAGUGGGAUUUGUAUAGCAUGAGGUGGCCCCCAACCAAGAGCUGAAGUCCUUGAUGCUGUGUGUCUUGCCUUUGAAAAAGAAGUGUUUUCUAGUGGCUGCUAUUAAUUUGGGUACUAAGAGCAUUACGCAGAAAUGAAGUUUUCAAAAAGGCCUUGUUUUCAGAACCAGGCCAUUUGUGUGCCAAAAUGCAUUGUUCACAGUUAAUAUGUGACUCCUUUCAACUGAGCAAAGUUGAUUAUCAGAGGGGGGAGGUUUUUUUCCUCUGAGCACUGAAAUGCCUGUCGUCUUAAUGUGUCUUUGGUCUUCCCCCCUGCUGGAAGAAGUCAGUUUCUCAAAGAAUGUGACGGAGAAUAAAGGAGAAAAAUAAUCUCA